AUGCUCGAGGCACAACAGAAGAUUAAUUCCCUUCGCGAAGAUAAGGAAUUGUACGCGACCUUGGAAGCGAAGGCCAGCGCGAACUUUGAGCGUCACCGGUCAGAGCUGACGCUAUUGUUACAGAAGGAACGCGCUAUACAUGCGGCAGCGGAGGACCGUCUGCGUGCGCAGCUUCAGCAACUGCUUCAGGAGAACGAGGCGGCCCAGGCAGAACUUCAGUGCGUUCGCGCAGAGCGAGAUAACCGCUGCUGCGAGGAGGUGCAACGGCAGCGGCAACAGCGUGAACAACACGAAGAGACGAUGCGUCGGGAAGCACUAGAACUGCGUGAUGCGUUAGCAGUCAUUCGAGACGACGUUGAAGUUGCGCAGAAGGAAAAGCACUGGCAUGAGAUGCAGCUACAUGAGGCGCUCACGCUUCAGCAGGCGCUUCAUGCUGACUUCAGAAAGGUUCGUCAGGAGGCUGACGAACUCUCUGCAACGGAGCUCCAGAAAGGGCAACCACAGAAAUCGGGAAGGGAAAAGGUUUUUCUUCCCUGUGGCCCUGCGGAUAAGACUUGCCCGGUGAAACCCGCUUCCCACCACAUUGCUGCGAUUGUGUCCACAGUAGAGCGUAACAACUACUAUUGGCCACGCCUCUACUACCGUCGUAGGGGUAUUCCCUCGCCGCUGGAUAGCAGAAGAGAAUCCGCGCCGCGUUGCCGGAGCAACAGCAGCAACCCCGCGGUGGAUAUCCAUAGAAAUUCUUCCAUAGAGCCAUGCCAGGCAACACAACUUGUGGCGUCUCCCAUCUUGCCGAAACCCGCGACGGCCGUGCCGGCUACGACUGCCUCUCUUUCAAUUACCCCUGUAACAGCGCUGGCGGCUGACACUAGCGCAACCUCAACGGUGGCGGCAAAGGUGGACCCCCCUGUAACGUAUAGCGCUCGGAAUCUCGACGCAAUCUGCCGUUCAUUGCUGCGUGAAAUACUGCAAAUGCGUAAAGAGUACCAGGAGUGUACAGCAGCGCUUAAUGACCCUACUUCAGACACUGUGGAACUCAGUCGCCGCAUGCGCAACCUGAUGUGUACCUUGGACCGCAAGGUUCACCAACUUCGCAGUCUGCGCCAGCAACAAGCGAAGGUAGAGGACAAACUGCGAAUGCAUGAUAUGCUAAUGGAAAUCGCAGAGGAAAACAAUUACUGCCGGAGUGUUUACAGCGACCUACUGGAGCUUAUUCGUUCAUGA
This is a messenger RNA of Trypanosoma brucei brucei TREU927, 1224 nucleotides long. RefSeq lists its product as hypothetical. NCBI's taxonomy places the organism in Eukaryota, Euglenozoa, Kinetoplastea, Trypanosomatida, Trypanosomatidae. The coding region runs from base 1 to 1224 and encodes 407 amino acids. The record is from RefSeq and is a predicted model, not a curated record. The transcript has a single exon.